Didymosphaeria variabile is the source of this 1182-nucleotide messenger RNA. RefSeq names its product Obg-like ATPase (gene OLA1). The coding region runs from base 1 to 1182 and encodes 393 amino acids. The transcript is spliced from 4 exons. The record is from RefSeq and is a predicted model, not a curated record. NCBI's taxonomy places the organism in Eukaryota, Fungi, Ascomycota, Dothideomycetes, Pleosporales, Didymosphaeriaceae. Gene Ontology annotation, molecular function: ATP binding; GTP binding; ATP hydrolysis activity. Gene Ontology annotation, cellular component: cytoplasm.
AUGCCUCCCAAGAAGAACGUCGUAGAGGAGAAGGUGCUCCUCGGCCGGCCGGGCAACAGUUUGAAGAGCGGCAUCGUUGGGCUUGCGAACGUCGGUAAAUCGACGCUGUUCCAGGCUAUCACGAAGUGCCAUCUUGGUAACCCUGCCAACUUUCCGUAUGCCACAAUCGACCCCGAAGAGGCGCGUGUCAUCGUCCCCGACGAGCGCUUCGACUGGCUUGUCGAGCAAUACAAGCCCAAGUCGGUCGUGCCUGCCAACUUGACCGUGUACGACAUCGCUGGUCUGACCAAGGGCGCUUCGACUGGUGCCGGUCUUGGAAACGCCUUCUUGUCGCACAUCCGCGCCGUCGAUGCCAUUUUCCAGGUUGUGCGGUGUUUCGACGAUGCCGAGAUUAUUCACGUCGAGGGUGAUGUCGACCCUAUCCGUGACUUGGACAUCAUCAGCGAGGAAUUGCGCCUCAAGGACAUCGAGUUCACCGAGAAGUCGCUUGAGAAGCUCGUCAAGGAGACACGGAGAGGCGGUCAGAGCUUGGAGAUGAAGAAGCUCAAGGAGGAGCAGGCCACCGUAGAGGAGGUCCUGCAGAUGCUGAAGGACGGUAAGGAUGUCCGCCGGAAGAACUGGAGCCCCAAGCAGGUCGAACACAUCAACCCACUCUUCCUUCUCUCCGCGAAGCCUGUCGUCUACCUCGUCAACCUCAGCGAGAAGGACUACAUUCGCCAGAAGAACAAGCAUCUUCCCAAGAUUGCUCAAUGGGUGAAGGAGAACACCGAGGGCGACCCAGUCAUCCCCGUUUCCGUCUCGCUAGAAGAGCGCCUCGGUGCCAUGACUGAGGAAGAGGCCGCCAAGGAGUGCGAGUCCCUCGGAACCCGGUCGGCACUUCCCAAGAUCGUCACUACUAUGCGCAAGGCCCUCAACCUCGGCAGCUUCUUCACAACUGGUACGGAUGAGGUCCGGCAAUGGACGUUACGGAAUGGCACAAAGGCACCGCAGGCAGCUGGUGUCAUCCACGGUGACUUCGAGAAGACGUUCAUCCAGGCAGUCGUGUACAACUACAAGGUAUUGAGAGAGGAGGGUGAUGAAGCAUCGGUCAAGGCCAAGGGAAAGAUCAUGACCAAGGGCAAGGACUACGUUGUUGAGGAUGGCGAUAUCCUGCUCAUCAAGGCCGGUGCUGCCAAGGGUUAG